Molecule: messenger RNA, 1046 nt
Organism: Parasteatoda tepidariorum (common house spider)
Lineage: Eukaryota; Metazoa; Arthropoda; Arachnida; Araneae; Theridiidae
Gene: Trs31
Product: trafficking protein particle complex subunit 31
Biological process (GO): endoplasmic reticulum to Golgi vesicle-mediated transport
Cellular component (GO): TRAPPII protein complex; TRAPPI protein complex; TRAPPIII protein complex
Source: RefSeq, a predicted model, not a curated record
UAGUAAAAUUAUUCCUAAAUAUAUUAUUGCUAUAAUCUGGCCUUUUGGUUUUAGAAGUGGUCUGCUGAAGUGCGUUCUGAAAGAUAGUACCAAGAAUCUGCACAAGAAACAUAAUUCGUAAAUGUUGUAAAGUCCAAAUGAUUACACUAAGCAGAUUAAACCGUGGAGACGAAAUUUUAUAAUUUUUGGUGCUUUUCCUCUUUAUCAUAUUUUUCAUUGUUUAUUUACAUUCGACUAGUUUUGGUUGGUGUAUUGUUUUUAUGUAAUGUAAUGUUUCAUUAUUAUGUAAAUAACUAUUUGAAAAUUUAAUUAAAGAUAUUCCUAUUUUGAUUACGUACUAAUUAUCAGCACCGUAAGCUACUGAAGUUUUAGAAUUAAAGCUGUUAAAAUAAUUUUUACUAUGUCAUCUCUACGACCAGUUCCGAAAUUUACAAUAUUAGAUAAACCAUUGAGUAGAGCAAGAUCUGAGAUAAAUAUUAGUACAUUUGCUCUUUUAUUUUCUGAGAUGGUUCAAUAUUGUCAAAACAGAGUCUUAUCUGUACCAGAAUUGCAGACUAAGUUGUCUGAAAUGGGCUAUCAUGUUGGGCAGAGAAUGGUUGAUACCUUAUUUGUGCGUGAAAGAAAUUUCAAAAGAGAAACAAAGCUUUUAAAUAUUUUAAUAUUUAUCAAGACUACUUUGUGGAAAACUCUAUUUGGUAAAGAAGCUGACAAACUGGAACAUGCCAAUGAUGAUAAGAAAACAUAUUUCAUCAUCGAAAAAGAUCCACUGGUCAACAAAUUUAUAUCCAUUCCUAAAGAUAAAGGAACUUUAAACUGUGCUGCUUUCAUUGCUGGAAUUAUUGAAGCAACUCUUGUGUGUUGUAAUUUUCCAGCAAAAGUUACUGUCCAUUGGCAUAAAGGAACAACUUUCAAAAUCCUAUUUGAUGAGAGUGUUGUUGCGCGUGAACCAACUUUGGAAGGGAAAUAACUUAUUAGUAUUGAAUCUGUAAAUUGUUUUGUGAAAUUUGUGUUGAUAAAUUGUGUCAAAUAAAUGUUUAAUAAAUCUA